Messenger RNA from Ilyonectria robusta, 850 nucleotides. RefSeq lists its product as uncharacterized. Gene Ontology annotation, molecular function: DNA binding; peptidyl-prolyl cis-trans isomerase activity. The transcript has 5 exons. The record is from RefSeq and is a predicted model, not a curated record. Bases 52 to 450 code for a protein of 132 amino acids. Gene Ontology annotation, biological process: rRNA processing. Lineage: Eukaryota; Fungi; Ascomycota; Sordariomycetes; Hypocreales; Nectriaceae.
AUCCGACGUCCUCUCACCACCACCAGCGGAACAUCGACGACGUACGCAAAGAUGGGAAAGAACGACAAGAAGGGCGGCGACAAGGGCGGCGGGAAGGGAAAAGGCGACAAGAAUAAGGGCGGCGACAAGGAUACCAAGGAGUCUGGUGGCAAGGCCAAGGGCGCCAUGUCCAUCAACGUCCGCCACAUUCUGUGCGAAAAGCACUCCAAGAAGGAGGAGGCGUUGGCCAAGCUCAACGAGGGAGUCAAGUUUGACGAGGUGGCGCGCGAGUAUUCCGAGGACAAGGCGCGACAAGGUGGCUCACUAGGAUGGAAGAUCAAGGGAAGCUUGGAUCCCACCUUUGAAGAGGCGGCCUUUGCUCUGGAGCCGAGCACCACUGGUAGCCCCAAGUUCGUCGAGGUGAAGACGGGCUUUGGAUAUCACAUCAUCAUGGUCGAAGGUCGAAAGUAGAAUCCACAAUUGACAGAAAGAAUCGGCCGGAGACUGAUAGCACAUUUGUAUCUCGCCAUAAUAAGCUAAGUCCAUCUCUACUACGUGCAGCCAUAUCUUGGACAAAGCCGCCAUUCUAAGCGCACGGAUGCAGCGAGAAAACAUGACCAGUCAUGCUCAUAUGUCAGGUGCUGGCCCUAUGAUGAGCAGGAUCGUGGCGUAUGUCCGAUGUUAGUCUUGGCGACGCUGAGGGCGAAGGCUUGCGACGUCCGUACAGUACCUACGAGAUGCCCAGCUUUCAUAUACGUGGACAUCACAUCUACUAAAGGUUUAGUGGAGACAAUAUUGAUGAUGCCCAAUUUUUUUUAUAUUCCUCUCGAUGCAAUAUGGCCGUGAGACGUCAGGCCUAAACCCAUUCAGA